AACAAUCUGAAAUUAAAUGUUCAAUUCCAUUGAAAUAACAGAUUCUGACGAAGAGCCCAAUUUCGUCGUGGAUGCAAUAGAGACAAAAUGUUCUGGAACUCGGCGGCCAUCAGGCGAAUCAAAAGAAAGUGCAGUAAUUGAAAUUACUCCAAAAAAAGCAAAACCGGCGUUUUUGGCAAAGGGCGCAUCAACGUCGCCAUCUUCCUCGGAGAAAACAACCACAUCCACUGGCACAGGAACAGACGUCAACGAUAAAUCCAAUGCCAAAGGCCCAGGACGACAAAGGUCUCGAAAGAGCCAGCAUCAAACCCUUCGUAUGAGCCCCGCAGACAUACAAUUCGAGACCAUUGCUUUGGAGGAUGAAGAAACACGAAGAGCCAAUAAGAUGGCCAGCGUAAAGACAGAUGAACCACAGCUACAGGGAAAUGUGGUGGACGCCAUUGACAAUAUGAUAAAUGGCCACGAAAUGCAGGCGCUUAUCAAACGCAUUGCCAGGGAGCGCGUACGCUGUAACUUUUUGCUGGCCACCUAUCAAUUGCCCGACAUGAAUUUCGCGCUGAACACUCACAUUGAUACACUACGUUAUCAAUUUCGGGAACGUCUUAGGCAGCGGAACGAACGGAAUUUAUUAAAUGCAGCGCCAACUUCUCUUCCUACCGUACCGACUACAUCUCGCCCUAACUUAGCAACAACCGUCAAUCCCACUAAAGGGACGACCAGCAAGGGAAUUGUCAGAGCCAGACAGCCCCAGUCGUAGCCCAUAGAAGUUUAUACUAUUAUUGAAUAAAAAUAAAAUUCACCCCGCUUCCAGUA
This is a messenger RNA of Drosophila persimilis, 813 nucleotides long. RefSeq lists its product as uncharacterized. Lineage: Eukaryota; Metazoa; Arthropoda; Insecta; Diptera; Drosophilidae. The transcript has a single exon. The record is from RefSeq and is a predicted model, not a curated record. The coding region runs from base 17 to 757 and encodes 246 amino acids.